AUUUUGGAGAACUGGUCUAGUGUUUAUGGCCAGCCCAUGGCAUGGCAUGGCAUGGCAUGUAUAGUAAAGUAAAGGAUAUAGUAAUCAGCGCGACAUCGGCGGAUUCGGCGGCACCGUGUUGUGUGGAGCUAAUACAAAAACAAACGGGCGAUCCUCAGCAAACUGAGGAUUGAGUGCGAAUCGGCGAAGGCAAGCGAAGACGCGGGGCAUAUUCACAGUAAUUUGGGAAGCGGCGCUUAGGGAGGGUGCGUAGCGGUGCGUACGUGUGUGCGUAUAUUCACGAAUUUCAUUCGACGUUUCGAGUAUUUCGUGCGUUUGCGGCUUGGCGUUAUCGUGCCGCGCACGGGAGAAAGUGAUUCUGUGUCUGUGCGAACACUGUGUUGGUUCUCUAGACACUUUCGUUCGCACUCUUCUCAGUCUGUGCCGUGAGCCGUGCUCGUGACUCGGGAAUCGCCGCUGCUGUCAUUGUUUACAGAUGUAUCCUUCACAGCUGCUGUGAUACUAAUGUCUCGGCAUAUUCGUCGCAUUUUGGUACUGAUAUCUGCCGGAGUCUGUGGUACGGUGCAGCUUUUGCACGUUCAGAUGGUUGAAAAUUUACACUGCCCAAGCUAACUAACUAACCAAAAUUUAGACCAAAGUGAUAUUUUCUUCGCAACCAACGCAUCACAAACAAAAAAAAAACAAUAGUCUGAUUUUACAAUAAGCACGAUGACAGCUGAAGACGAUCUCCUAGAAAACCACAGAAUGUUGGAGAAAUCCAGCAACAACAACGGGCCGACGAACGAGCUGCUCGAAGAACAAACCAGCCUAACGCAGGAUUGCAAUGGGACCCACAAGGACGCCGAGGAGCCGAUGAAGUGCGGCUUGGGCCCCUUAUCUCCCGAAUGGCUGCAGAAGUUCGCCUCGAAGCAAUCGUUUCUGAUCGUUUUCUGCCUGACGUGGGUGCUCCAAGGGAUGUACCACACUUACUUCGUUAGUAGCGUCACCACGAUCGAAAAACUCUUUAACAUCAAAUCGAAAAUAACGGGCAUUAUAAUGAGUGCAACGGAAAUCGGGCAAAUCGGAUCGUCCCUGCUCUUAACGUAUUACGGGGGUCAGGGCCACAGGCCCAAGUGGAUCGCUUGGGGAAUGGUGCUUUUCGCCGUUUCCUCUUUCACCUGUUCCUUGCCACACUUUAUCUACGGUAGGCAAUUGAUGAACGCGAACGAACUAAGCGGUAUCGUUAAGGACCCCAACGUCUGUAAAUCCAAGGACGGUAACAUCACGUCGUUUUUGCUAAGUUACGCCAAUUAUUCUGUGUCUGAUAAUUUUAGUACGGGUAUACCGCUAAACGCGGAAAAUUGCCAAGAAGAAAUCGUUACUUCUGGUUACCAGCUAUCACCAUCUGUGACUAACAUAGUUUUAGCCAUAUUUUUUAUAAGUUUACUCGGGGUCGGUAUGGGUCAAACGGCUGUUUACACAUUAGGUAUUCCUUAUAUCGAUGACAAUGUUGCCAGUAAGGAAUCGGCUCUAUAUUUUGCCAUAACAAUCGGGGUUAGAAUUUUGGGGCCUGCGUUGGGAUUCAUAGUGGGAGCUCUAUGUACGAGUAUCUACGCUGAUUUGUCUAUCGAUCCUAAAAUUGAUUCAUCGGAUCCAAGAUGGGUCGGAGCCUGGUGGUUAGGUUUGGUACUUAUAUCUGCCCUACUUAUGAUAGCAUCAUUCGCCAUGUUUGCAUUUCCAAAGAGACUCGCCGGGUCAAAAAAAGCCCAAAAAAUACCAUAUCAAUCCGAUAAGAAACACCCCAGUAUAAGAGAUUUUCCAAAAACACUUAAAAGGCUGUUGAACAACGAUAUUCUUAUGUACAGGACUGCUAGUAGUGUUUUGCACAUUUUGCCUAUCGCAGGCUUGUACACUUUCUUACCGAAGUACCUCGAAACGCAGUUUAGAUUACCGACACCUUCGGCGAAUAUGAUAUCAGGCGUCGGUGGAAUACUUGUGAUGGGAAUAGGGAUCAUAAUAAGCGGAGUGUUCAUUCUAAAAGUCAAACCAAACGCGAGAUUCGUCGCCGGAUGGAUCGCAAUGACAGCCGUUUUAUACGCAAUAGGCAUGGGUAUUUUGAUGUUCAUCGGCUGCCCAACCAACGACCUAGCCGGACUCAUGGAUAACAAAUUCGACACGGUGCAACUGAACUGCAACCCGUCCUACUGCGAUUGCAACAAAGACAAAUUCACGCCGAUAUGCGGCCAAGAUGGUCGGACUUAUCUGUCGCCGUGCCACGCCGGGUGCUUGAAUUACACGGAAAAGGACGGGAAAUUGGCAGCGUACUCGGAGUGCAUGUGCCUCAACAUGACCAAUUCCAUGAAUACAACCCUGGACGACAACCAGCUGUACGGGAACGCGACGAUCGGGUACUGCGAACAGGACUGUGAUACUUUCGUCUUCUACAUCACUCUCUUCUCUAUAUUCGUUUUUAUCCACUCGACUGGAGAAGUCGGUUCUAUGCUUUUGAUUUUGAGAUGCGUGGAUCCCAGGGACAAGGCCAUGGCUCUGGGGUUGAUCCAGUUUGCUAUCGGUUUGUUCGGGAACGUUCCCUGUCCCAUCGUGUACGGGGCGGUGGUUGAUUCGGCUUGCCUGGUUUGGAAAAUGUCCUGCGGAGAGAAGGGGGCCUGCGGUUUGUACGAUUCCGAUGUCUUCAGGAUGUUCUAUCACGGUACCACGGGCGCAAUUUUAUUGUGCGCCUUUGUAGUUGACGUAAUAGUCUGGUACAAAGCAGGUAAAAUAAACUUCGUCGACGAGCCGGUGCCCUACGAAGAGGAGCUCCACACGAUAACGGGGAAAAUCAAGGCCGAGCCGGAAUAAGCGAAAUUGACGUGGCAAUUCCAGAAAUAUUUUUAUUUUGUUACAAUUUAGACGAGGGCCUUGCCGGAAGAUCAGAUUUAACAGUAACAAGUUAUCUACUAGUUAAUUUAGCGGAGCGCAAGAUUUGUUUUUAACAAAACAGUAAGCAAAAUGAGUAAUUUCGAAUCUCGCAAACAAAAUCCGGUGAUACAGAAAUAUCUGUAAGUGUGGCCUAAAGUAUUUUAUUCUGAACAAAUUGCUGUAAGCAACUUUAGGAAUUACCUACACUAUAAAUUAUUUUUAAUAUUAUGAAUAUUUACAGGAUUUUGUAUACUUUGUAAGUGCAGUAUCGGCUUUUAAAAGUGACCGAUGAAAUUUCGACUUUUCAAUUAGCAAUCAAAAAGUCUGAUGAAUUACUUUUUAUCGGUGAGAAUAAACAUUUUCGACAUAUUUUUCAAGAAAAAUAAAUACUUAUACAGGGUGAUGCAAUUUUUUAAGACUAAAAGCUAACUCAUAAAAGACAAUUAUCGUAGGUAAAAUGUGUUCAAAACUUUUGAAAAACACGAUAACGAAAUAAUCAAAUAAAUUGAUAAUCACUACUUUCGGUGAACACAAUAACAACAAUAAUUUGAUUAACAAGAAUUAAUAUUAUAUAACGAAUUUUUUAAACGAAAUUAUAUAUAUUUAUUUUAUUGUUUAUUACCUAUUAGAAAAAAUUAAUGAUCAUAAUGAAUACUUUCAAUUCGAUUGGAAACAAGGUAGGUGGAUAUUUAUUUUCAUAAACAACAAUUUGGCAGUGCCUCAAGUUCUUUUAAAGCGCAAAAACCAUAAACUGUCUGCAGACAACUUACAGGAUGUUCAAAUAAUUUUUCGGAUGCGGUAUAGAAAAAUUUUCUCGAGGAGGGCUCGAGAAAUUUACUAACACAUUUUAACGUACAAAUAUAUUUUUUUCUAUUUAUUUAACCUAAUUUUAAACCAAAAAUAGCUCCCUAAUAGCAUAUGUAUGUUUCUUUUAAAACUCCCUAUAACAAAACGAAUGCUUCAAUGCUGCUGAUAAAUUUCUGCGCUUGUCUCUAUCUAAUAUAUUCAAAUCUAUUUGCAACUAUUUAAAUCGACAAUUAGAUGUAAAUAUUCGUAUUUCGAUUUAAAUUUAAUAAUUGAGUCAUUUUCUGUUAUAACCUUCAGAUCUUUUUACACCGAAUAAAGAUCAGUGCGCGAUUAUUAAGGUUUAUUGGUGAACGAAUUGUUAAUAAAACUAGCUAAGUACUCGAAGUAAGCUCGAAGUAAUUAUUUGAUAAAUCAUCCCCAUGUCUUCACUUCGUUUGCGUCAUUCAUCAAUCUUCACAGAGUUAUAUUAAUUAGAGUAAAUUCCACAGUGAAUUCUGUAUUAUUCAACUAGAUAUGUAUUUACAUCAAUCUCCAAUUGACAAUUGUUUGUAUUAUUAAUAGAUCAUGGUUCUGAGGAAUUUUUUAAUGAAGUAAAUUCCAGCUUAAUCGAGAUUAUUUUUAUAUUUCUUAAUAAGAAAGUUAUCAUUUUCCGCACUUUCGAGGAAUGCGUAUAUAAAAGUGCGCUAAAACGAUAUUAAUACCCACAGAAAAGUAAAUAAAACUAUUCCAUCAUGUAACCUUAAUGGAAUUAAAAUGUUUUAACAGAUGGAUUUGGAGAAUGUAGUAACAACUUCCUUGAUACUUAAAAAUUCGCAAUUCGCUAAGUAAUUUUGAAUAUAAUAAAGGAAAAAAAAAACGAACCGUCAUUGAAUUAUGCGUACCCACCGAAAAGUUAGUUUUAUCGCUAACGGAAAUUUUUACCUUUUCGACCGUCUAUUUUUAUGUAGAUCAGGUGUUCUAAUUAAAUAUUCAUUCCACUGGACGGUUAAGGAAUUAAUUUAUUUUUGAUAACCUUGACUGUACAACAACUACUAAUAAUAUUAAUGUGUGCUACGAGCGCAAAAUCCAACCAUUAGUUUUGCUACCUAUGUAUGUAUGUAUUAAAUAGAAAAUUACGAACAAAAAUUUAUUCGAAUCUUAAUUCGUAAUUCACAGCGACUACGUAACCAGUUAGGCAAGAACGCUGUGUAUUGUUAUCAAUAAAUUGCGAAAAAAAAGUUCAUAGUAAAUAGGUCACAAAAUCCAACUAACGCAGAUAAGAUUCAACGGUUUUAUCUAAAAAUACUGAAUAGGGUCGUUGCUCUUUCAAAUUCGAUAGUUUUUAUAUAAAUGUGUGUUACGUCUUAUCUAAAAUAUAUUACUUAAUACUUAUACCAAUAUUAUUCGUUUAAAUGAACUUUCGUUUCGUAGAUUUUUAAACAUAAAUAUCACCUUUUAUUUUAAGUAUAGCAGUUUAUGAGGGAUUUGUAGCACACAUUUGUAUUUGAAUAAACACAUUACGUAUCCUAUUUAAUCAUUUAAUAGAAGUUAACGACUCUUAAUCCCUUCCAAAUAUGUAUGUUAGCAAAUAUUUUAAUUGAUAGAGAAUGUGCGUUGGAAAACUAUUCAUCAAUUAUUAAUUUAAAGAUCAUUUUUUCAUAUUACCGACUGAAGUAUUCGUUUAAAAAAAUAAUUGGCGUUAAAAUAUUUCCAUUAAAAAUUUAAAUACAAGUAUACAUUUUUGCUCGAAUGUUUUCGGCCGGCCGAAUAUUUUUAAUGUUCCAUAAAUAAAUAUUCCGUAAGUUGUUUGAAUAUUGCCCGAAAAUACCUACCUAAAUUUUCAUUCAUUUCAAGUUUAUUUACGGAUUUAUUUACGAAAUUAAAAAAAAUGCGCGCUAAAAGGAAUUUAUUUUGGUUUCCUUUGGAAAAUAAAAUUUUGCUUAAAAAAACAAUUCUAUUUGAAUAUUUCGGUGUAAAUACCGGAAUACAUUUGUCAUUUUUCAAUAAAAAAAAUAUCCUAAUAUGUAGAUACAUAAAAAAUAAGUAAAUAUACAUUUAGUGCUAAAUGCUAGGAGAUUUUUG
This is a messenger RNA of Phyllotreta striolata, 5766 nucleotides long. Lineage: Eukaryota; Metazoa; Arthropoda; Insecta; Coleoptera; Chrysomelidae. The record is from the annotation of a GenBank genome assembly.